Messenger RNA from Candidozyma auris, 516 nucleotides. RefSeq lists its product as uncharacterized. The transcript has a single exon. The record is from RefSeq and is a predicted model, not a curated record. NCBI's taxonomy places the organism in Eukaryota, Fungi, Ascomycota, Pichiomycetes, Serinales, Metschnikowiaceae. The coding region runs from base 1 to 516 and encodes 171 amino acids.
AUGAAGCAGAAACUCAACUGUGAAGCCUGCGGGAAGGGCUACAAGCACGUGUCGUCGUUGGCAAAGCACCUUUGGGAACAUACGCCCGAGUGGAAGAUGACUAAGAAGUUUGUCAUGUCGAAACACCAACAAGUGCAAUUGCUUGAAGCAGCAUCUAUUUUGGUUGGUAUGAACGAGAAUGGCACGGAGGAGGGCCAGCUGGAACCCUCAAGCUUAAGAAUGCAAAGGCGGUUGUCUGCACGGGCGUUUCUGCCACAACAGCAGGACUCGCUUCGGUUCAACGACUCGUUUGGCACUUCCAACGGAUUUGAAGUUGAGUCUCACACUCAUACCCCUCUGGAGCGGUCGUUUUCGUUUUCGGACCACCCACCGCUGGCGGUCGAAAUAUCCAAGCUAUACCCGGGCCAUGUAGGUGGCUACAUCGACGUCCCUAGCCGUGAGUAUAUUAAGAAGCGAGAAGAGAAGAAGGAAGACGACUACGACUCAGACGAAGAGAUCAUUGGAAAGAUGGAGUGA